ACUCUCCUGGAGCGAAUAAGGAUCCGGAUCCGAAACCCGAACAUGCCACACGGGUGGAUCAAAUCAUUACAAUGCAAAUCAAAAGCUUUCGAUGAUGUCAGCAAACCAUUAUUGUCGAGUUACAGUUGUAGAAAGAGCUCACAUUUCGUCAAAGACGUGAUCGACACACGAAUGUGUAAGAAAAACCCGAAACCCGACCCGAAUUUAAGGCGCUUGAAGUCUUGUCGAACCGAAUCGGAGCUUAACCCGCCUACCCGGACCCGACGGAGCAAGUCUGCCCGAAAAUCCGACGCGCUGACCGAGCUGCCCGGUGGCCAUCCGUCAAGGAACGUAGUGGAGAUUAUAUUCCAGUCUAGCUGGAGCUCCGAUGGAUUUCCGGGUCGGAUCGAGAUGAUUUUCAAAGUUGAAAACGGGUCAAGGACUGUGACCCGUUUCGAGGAGUACAGAGAGGUCGUCAAGUCACGUGCGGGUGUAAACGUGGAACGCGUCGGCACGUGCGAAGAAGACGCACGGUGCUUGGCCGACGGUAACGAGAUGAUGAGGUUUUAUCCACUCCCGGACGGGAUCAACGACGGCGCGUGGGUUUUCUCCGGCGGGAAAGGGCAGGCUGUGUGUACGUUUUCGUGUAGCGGUGAAGCGCAUGCGAGCGGCGGAGGAGGCGGAGGAAGGAGGGCGAUGAUGAUUUGUCGGGUGAUUGCUGGUCGGGUUGCUAGUAGAGUCGGGUUCGGGUCGGACUCAGUAACGGGUCGUGACGGCGAGUUGUAUGUCUUUGAUACACGUGCGGUUUUGCCUUGUUUUCUAAUCAUUUUCAGAUUGUAAAAUAAUUUCGGAUUAUAUUCGGACUUAAAUAUAUUUUUCAU
Messenger RNA from Eutrema salsugineum, 860 nucleotides. RefSeq lists its product as uncharacterized. The record is from RefSeq and is a predicted model, not a curated record. The transcript has a single exon. NCBI's taxonomy places the organism in Eukaryota, Viridiplantae, Streptophyta, Magnoliopsida, Brassicales, Brassicaceae. The coding region runs from base 43 to 819 and encodes 258 amino acids.